Staurois parvus is the source of this 328-nucleotide messenger RNA. The record is from the annotation of a GenBank genome assembly. NCBI's taxonomy places the organism in Eukaryota, Metazoa, Chordata, Amphibia, Anura, Ranidae.
AAUAAGUCCAUCUGUGAAAUUUCCUUGCUACUAAAUAUUCCACAGUCAACUGUUAGUGGUAUUAUAACAAAGUGGAAGCAACUGGGAACAACAGCAACUUAGUGGUAGAUCACGUAAAAUGACAGAGCGGGGUUAGAGCAUGCUGAAGCGCAGAAGUCGCCAACUGUCUGCAGAGUCAAUAGCUAAAGACCUCCAAACUUCAUGUGGCCUUCAGAGAGAUCAGGGAAUGGGUUUCCAUGGCCAAGUACCUGCAUCCAAGUCUUACAUCACCAAGUGCAAUGCAGUGCAUGGGAUGCAGUGGUGUAAUGCACAAUGCCACUGGACUCUA